UUCCAGCUGGGCACGCGCGCUCCAAGCAGUGAAGGCUAUGGUGGGUGAGGACGCACGCGGACCUCCAGCGAGCUCAUCUGACCGACCUGCAGCGGUGUGAACCUUGUUAUGAGAACAUGUCUGUGAACGAGGUGUACGUGUUCCGGCCCUUCAAGCUCAUCGCUCUGCUGUGCGUCUUCCUGGCGCUGUGCUUGGACGUGGUGGCUCUGCUCAGUCCAGCCUGGGUCACCGCGGAGCAUUUCUCCCUGUCCCUGUGGGAGUCCUGCUCCCAGUCCGAGGCACGGCUCGACACAGAGGAGGCUCAGUGGAGCUGCUUCUCCACCCUCACAUCUGACUGGCAGAUUGCCACCCUGGUGCUGCUGGUGGCCGGUGCCGUGGCAACUCUGGUGGCCUUUUUGGUGGCCCUUAUUUCCCUCUGCCGGGGGACACAGAGACGGCACUACCGCACCGUGUCCGUGUUCCUCUUCACUGCAGUGGUUCUGCAGGCCUGUGCUCUGGUCCUCUACCCGAUCAAGUUUAUCGACGGCACGGUUCUUCAGACCUAUCACGAGUUCAACUGGGGCUACGGGCUCGGCUGGGGAGCCACCAUCUUCAUGUUGGGAGGAGGGAUCCUUUUCUGCCUGCGGACGGACAUAUACGAGGAUGCAAUGUACUGAGUCCUUUCUCGAACCCCCGCCCACUGGAAAUACACACAUAAACAUGUACACCCACACACACGCACACACAGACAAAUUCCCAUACAGGAGGUGGGCUUCACUCUGCACACAGCCAAUGCAUAUGUGAGCACAGACUCUGAUCUUUCUGCUUCUCUUGCUGUCUUGCUCUCUCUGUUAUUUUUAGACAGGUUUUGAAGGCCUAAUUUAGGCCAGGGCUGUAUGAGUAGGACCCCCGCCACCCCUCCUCCCCAUGCCGCCAGUGGGCUUCUGAGCCCUGCCGGAAUCGGGAGUGAGGCGGGCAAAGCUAAAGCACAGAGAGCUUUCUGGACAGGCACGAGCCACAGAUACUGGACGCUUCCACUGCACGUUGACCUGGAUCUCUAUUGUUAGAGAAACAGGAAAAUAGAUUCUCAGCAAAGACCUGAAUGUGCAGUGACUGAACAUUUAAAGGGACUGACUUAUCUCCACAUUUCCUUUUUUAUUCUUUUUGUAGCAUUUCACAAGGACGAAGCUUGUUGUUAAUGUAUUUAUGGCAUCAUUUUCCACUUUAUGAAUAUUGAAAAAGCUGAACUUCUACCUUUCGUGUUUUCUAGCUGAAAAAUAUCUAGUAAUGCUAAGCCUUCUGAUAGUAGAAGUGUAAAUUAGACAGCUUCGAUAUAUGCUAGGGCUCUCAAGUGUUCAUAGUUUGUUUGGAAACUAGUUUCUCUCAUAUGAAAAAUGUAAAUGUGUACAAAGUAUUUCUACAUGAAGGAAUCUCCGGAAUAAACAGUUGUAGUUUUGGAAGUAUGGAA
This is a messenger RNA of Morone saxatilis (striped sea-bass), 1447 nucleotides long. RefSeq names its product transmembrane protein 47-like. Gene Ontology annotation, cellular component: membrane; cell-cell junction. The transcript is spliced from 3 exons. Lineage: Eukaryota; Metazoa; Chordata; Actinopteri; Moronidae. Bases 117 to 656 code for a protein of 179 amino acids. The record is from RefSeq and is a predicted model, not a curated record. Gene Ontology annotation, biological process: cell-cell adhesion.